GUGACGGACAUGAUGCAAAAGGCGCUUUUUGACUUCCUGAAACACAGAUUUGACGGGCGGAUCUCCAUCACCCGGGUAACGGCCGACAUCUCAUUGGCCAAGAGGUCAGUACUCAACAACCCCAGUAAGAGGGCCAUCAUUGAGAGAUCCAACACCCGCUCCAGCCUCGCCGAGGUCCAGAGCGAGAUAGAGAGGAUCUUCGAGCUGGCCAGGUCUCUCCAGCUGGUAGUUUUGGACGCAGACACAAUCAACCACCCGGCCCAGCUAAUCAAGACCUCCUUAGCCCCCAUCAUCGUCCACGUGAAGGUUUCCUCACCCAAGGUCCUGCAGAGGCUAAUCAAAUCAAGAGGGAAGUCUCAGAGCAAACACCUGAACGUGCAGCUCGUGGCAGCAGAGAAACUCUCCCAGUGUCCGUCCGAGAUGUUUGACAUCAUUCUGGAUGAGAACCAGCUGGAGGAUGCCUGCGAACACCUGGCCGAGUACCUGGAGGCGUACUGGCGUGCGACGCACACGUCCCUCAGCACGCCGCUCAACCCCCUCCUGGGUCGCAAUCUGGGCUCCACGGCCCUCUCCCCGUAUCCCGCCGCCAUCCAGGCCCAGAGGAACCGGAACAGCAACAACACGGCGGAGCACUCGCCGGUGGAGCGCCGGAGCCUGAUGCCCGUGGACGAGAACCACCACAACGAACGGGCCCGGAAGAACCGCAACCGCCUGUCCUCCGGAUCCCAGCAGAGCCGGGAGCACUCCCCUCUGGUGGAGGAGGACUACCAGGACCCCUACCAGGACCCCUACCAGGACCCCUACCAGGACCCCUACCAGGACUCCUACAAGCCCCACCGGAACCGGGGCUCCCCCGGGGGCUACAGCCAGGACUCCAGGCACCGGCUUUAG
Molecule: messenger RNA, 891 nt
Organism: Menidia menidia (Atlantic silverside)
Lineage: Eukaryota; Metazoa; Chordata; Actinopteri; Atheriniformes; Atherinopsidae
Source: the annotation of a GenBank genome assembly